This is a messenger RNA of Cryptotermes secundus, 1375 nucleotides long. It is a transcript of the gene PTPMT1, whose product is annotated as phosphatidylglycerophosphatase and protein-tyrosine phosphatase 1. Lineage: Eukaryota; Metazoa; Arthropoda; Insecta; Blattodea; Kalotermitidae. The transcript has 4 exons. Gene Ontology annotation, molecular function: phosphatidylinositol-4,5-bisphosphate 5-phosphatase activity; protein tyrosine/serine/threonine phosphatase activity; phosphatidylglycerophosphatase activity. Bases 277 to 747 code for a protein of 156 amino acids. The record is from RefSeq and is a predicted model, not a curated record. Gene Ontology annotation, biological process: protein dephosphorylation.
UUGCUAUGUGUAUGAAACGAUCAAACCCAUGCUUAUCGUAAUGAAUACCAUAAAUACAUUGGUGUUGCGUCAGUAGCAGCCUGGUAAAGAUCGUAAAGAUUCAGCCGGUUGGUAGUAGCCUUGAAACGUGUUGUCUAUAUUGGCCCAUAUAGGGAUGAAAGAGCGUGUUGUUGCUCGUAACGCUCGUAACUUCACUUCGAUUGAAGCAGUGAAACAGUGUGGGUAGUGACUUGGAGGUGAAAGCGUGAGAGUGUGUUCGUUAUAAUAAUAAUAAUAAUGUUUGGUCGUUUGACAUUGUAUCCGACAUUGUUCUACAAUGUCGUAAUGGAAAAAGUAACUAGUCGUAAUUGGUAUGACAGAAUUGACGAUAAUGUUAUCUUGGGAGCCCUACCUUUUCGUGGCAUGACGGGCCAGCUUCUUGAUAAAGAGAAUGUAAAAGCAGUGGUGUCAAUGAAUGAAGACUAUGAGCUUUGGCUGUUUGCAAAUGGCAGAAAGGAAUGGGAAAGUAGAGGGGUGAAGUUUCUGCAGCUUCAUACGAGAGACAUAUUUGAGGCACCAUGUCAGGAAAAGCUGAAGAAAGGUGUAAGUUUCAUCAAUGAGGUAGCUGGAACAGGUGGCUCUGUGUAUGUUCACUGCAAGGCCGGCCGUACUCGCAGCAGUACCCUUGUGGGCUGCUACCUUAUGCAGAACUGUUAUGAAGCCAUCCGCUGCCUGGUUGUCGCUGGCCAUAGCAGAGGGCUCAGGUAGUGAGGUCUGCCGGCGGGAUCCGGAUGAUACAGCAGUGGAUACAGGGUGACCACCUCCCAAAGUUAAGACAUCCCUAUAGGUUUAGCAGCAACAGCAUCAUGUGUAGAUGAAAGAGCCUCUGUUGAUAUGGAUGGCGGAGGUGUGUGAAACUGGCAUAAAUCCUGCAACUGGAGUUUCAGAGCAGUAUUAUCGCUUUUCAGUACUUGAACUUCACAGCUAAGGUUCAUGACCAUUUCCAUAAGGGAUUUCACCAUCUCCAUGGUGCAUUCUCCAUUAAGGCAAACUGCUUCAAGCUGCCGGCUAGGGGAGUCAUUAUCCAUAGCAGGAUAUCCAGAACAGUCCAUCCCAGAGGAUAAUGUCUUGUUUAUAUUAUUAUUAACAAGCGAAUGCUCCUUCCCAGUAACACAAUUAUCACACGUGAAAGAUGACUUACCAGUAGCUGCAUCAACGUUGCACUCAGAUAUAUUAGCUUUCAGGCAAUUAUAGUGGAAACGUAACUCACAUACACAACAUCAAAUGCAUUUCUGCUUGCCGUAGAACAGUUAUCACAACGGAGACACACAUCUUAACUCGCCAAGCACUCAAGCAGAGCAGGAGCAACCACACUGCACAUCCGUCCUCCUCAAGC